GGAUUAUGCAGAGCGACCGCUGUUUCAGGUGUAAUGUCAUGGACACAAAAAUGGUCACAGUUUUUCUUUUCGCAAUUUUCGGAUUUCCUUUCGCGUCAAAUGCAGUUAGCACUGCGGACGUGUCAACGAUGACGGAUUCAACUAGUGAUUACGAGCGGUUGCGUCAACGCGUCUCUCGUGAAUCGAUGAUUACCACGACCAUUAUGAACAGCGUCAACGUUCUCCAGUUGGAAGUUACUACGUUGUUAAGAGAACAAACUCAACAAAACAGAGGAAUAAAACUUCUUAUGGAACAAGUUGCUGCCUUAUCAAAAGUGACCACUCAGUUGAAUUCCGAAUUAACUGAAGUGAAAAGAAACUUAACUGAAUCAAACUUAAAACUGAAGCGAUUAAUCGACAAUACUGAUAGAAAAAUUGAUGACAAAUCGACCAUACUUUCAGGAGAAGUCGGUGACGUGAAAAAGGAGAUUUCAAGACAGAACAAUGAUAUUGAAGUGCUUCAAGUUGACUUUAAAGAGUUGAAACGAUCUUCGGUGGAUAAUGGAUCUUUCCAGGAUAAAUAUUCCGCCAUGACACGGGAAAUUAGCGAAAUGAAGACUGCGACCGGAAUGAACAGUCACGUGAUCGAGGAAUUACAGAAGGAAGUAAACCACGUCAAAGAAACUACUCUAAGCAAUGAAGAAUUCCGUGAAAAAGAGUCUUUUAUCAUGGAAGAGAUGGAAUAUAUAAGAUCAAAUGGCGCCAAUAAUAGUCACAUGAUUUUGGAACUUCAAAACGAGGUUGAAUCUCUGGGUCAUAAUCAAACUGAUUUUGAUUAUCAGUUAGUUGGCCUCGAGCAGAAGGUAUCUUCCUUGCAGAAAAGGAAUAGGAAAUUCGAAGAUGGUAUGACAAAACUAAGGAAAAAUGUUACAUCGCUGGACUCAAGCAACAGGGGAAUGAGUGUGGUAGUUACAGAUUUACAAGGCGAAAUGAAUCUGGUACAAAAAACCAGCAAAGAUAUGGGAGACAUUGUGUUGAGACUAACAAACGAUUUGAUAAUUCUCCAGUCAAGCGCGUCUGAACUCGGUGACGACAUGAUAGAUGUCAAAAAGAACGUGACGUCACUACAGGAAGAAAAUAGGGAUCAACAAGCUUCUCUUAUAAACCUGAAAAGAAAUGUUUCCGCCAUAAGGACUACACAAGGUGCUAUGCAGGGUGAUGUUUUGAGAAUGUUAAAGCUCGUAGAAUCGCACAAGGAUAGUAGUGAAGGAAUGGCAGUAGUAAUUUUUAGACUUACGAACAACCUGACGUCAUUGCAUGAAUGGGACGAAAGGUUGGAGAAAAAAAUUGGUAAGCUGAACCAAAAUGUAACCAAACUACAACAAGAGGACAAGAUGCUGAAAAAGGAAAUGAGGCACAUUAAAGGGAAUGUGACAGGAAUUAACGAUAAAAACAAAGGAUUUAGCGAUACUGUUGAUUCACUAACACAAAAAGUUUAUUCUGUCCACAGAGAACUUAACAAAUUAGAUGAAGACGUGUUCGAUUUGAAAAACAACGUAGUCGUGUACAACGAACGAAAUAAGAAACUUAGCGAAUCAUUAGUCGGACUUGAUGGUAACAUGACGUCAAUUCAGCAGAAAUUUGACUCAUUAUAUGACGUCAUCGAGACCCUUAUGUAUAAUGUAUCUUCGAUCGAGAAAGGAAAUGGGUUACUUGAUGAUGCAAUUGACCAGUUGAGUCAUAAUGUUAAGUCCUUGCAGAAAAAGAGAGAAAGUAUUGGGGACGUCCGACCACGUCCUUCGAGUGUUUACCAAAAUCAGGUGGCGCUACCAGGAAAUGUUGGGACACCUCGUGUGGCGUUCACAUCUCAGAUCAGUUUAGAGGGGGCCAUGUCUGACGUCAAAAGGAAUCAGACAAUUGUGUUCGAUUUAGUUGAGUAUAAUUUAGGACGAGGCUAUGAUCCUACGACAGGGAAAUUCAAAUGUGAAAUUUCUGGAACCUAUGUGUUUUUCUUCAACAUUUUGACGAGGCCACAUAUGAGACUAGGAGUGGAUCUAACAAUUAAUGGAGAAACCAGGUCUGCUUGUGCUUAUUCCGGCGCUGAUCCAAACUUCAGUGUGAACGGAAGUAACAUGGUCGUGGUGCAUUUGAACAAAGGUGACGAGGUUUGGGUGCGUGCUCACAAGAGUCGAGAUCCGCCACCAGGUGUUAUGUUGUCAAGUUUUGCAAAUAGUUUUGCUGGAUUCCUAUUGUAUGCAGAUUUGCAGCUUGAUGGGUGAUCUCGUUUUUUAUGACAUCAUUAUCUGAUGAAAUGCUUAAAUAUGAAUAUAUCUUCUUUCUUCUAAUAAAAUCAUUUUGACUGUUGUAAA
Saccostrea echinata is the source of this 2348-nucleotide messenger RNA. RefSeq names its product myosin-10-like. The record is from RefSeq and is a predicted model, not a curated record. NCBI's taxonomy places the organism in Eukaryota, Metazoa, Mollusca, Bivalvia, Ostreida, Ostreidae. The coding region runs from base 6 to 2258 and encodes 750 amino acids. The transcript has 2 exons. Gene Ontology annotation, molecular function: protein binding.